AUGCAUACAGUGGCUUGUCGACGAGACUGCACGUUGGCAGCUUCCCGAUCUGUUAAUACAGCAAGCCUGCAGCCCGAGCGUAAUCACUGCAAACAGAGCACUGUUCAUCUUACCACUUCGGUGUGUUUGCCUGGCAGGUUUUCAUCGCUGUUAAAAUCAACUACUAUAGCAAAGGUCAAACCCCUGACUCUUAUUAUGGACUGCUGGGGUGUUGGACACUCUCCUGCUGUCCCAGAGUACUUCUGGGGUCCAGUUUCCACUCAAAAGCUUAUGGGCAAUUGUGUUGCUGGAAAAGUUAUUUGGGGAUUUGAACUGGCAGAAGUUAAACGUGAAAGAGUAGAUGCAGAGUGCUGGCAAUUUGGUUUGGCCAGAGCUUUGCUGUGGGACUUUCUUCCACGAGGUUCUGGAAUUGUAACAAGACGACCAUUGGUCUUGCAACUCAUCACUGCCAAAACAGAGUAUGCUGAAUUUCUACACUGCAAAGGGAGGAAAUUUACAGAUUUUGAUGAAGUUCGUCAGGAAAUUGAAGUAGAAACAGAUAGAGUAACAGGAGUGAACAAAGGCAUUUCUUCAAUUCCUAUUAAUUUGAGAGUAUAUUCUCCACAUGUAUUAAGCCUGACUCUUAUUGAUUUGCCGGGAAUCACUAAAGUGCCAGUAGGGGAUCAGCCUCCAGAUAUUGAGCAACAGAUCAGAGACAUGAUAAUGCAGUUCAUCUCUCGAGAAAACUGUCUGAUACUGGCUGUGACUCCAGCUAACACUGAUCUAGCCAACUCAGAUGCACUAAAGUUAGCUAAGGAAGUGGACCCUCAAGGCCUCAGGACCAUUGGUGUGAUCACAAAAUUGGAUCUGAUGGAUGAAGGAACAGAUGCAAGAGAAAUUCUAGAAAACAAACUACUCCCACUUCGUAGAGGUUAUAUUGGUGUUGUAAACAGAAGCCAGAAAGACAUUGAUGGGAAAAAGGACAUAAAGGCAGCUCUUCUAGCAGAAAGGAAAUUCUUUCUUUCCCACCCAGCAUAUAGGCACAUGGCAGAUCGGAUGGGAACACCAUAUCUCCAGAAAGUUCUAAACCAGCAACUUACCAAUCAUAUUCGAGAUACCCUGCCAGGCUUCAGAAGCAAACUCCAGAGCCAGCUGCUUUCUAUAGAGCAUGAAGUAGAGGUAUACAAAAACUUCAGACCAGAAGAUCCAACCAGAAAAACAAAAGCCUUGUUGCA
Molecule: messenger RNA, 1214 nt
Organism: Antrostomus carolinensis (chuck-will's-widow)
Lineage: Eukaryota; Metazoa; Chordata; Aves; Caprimulgiformes; Caprimulgidae
Product: dynamin-3
Exons: 9
Biological process (GO): receptor internalization; synaptic vesicle budding from presynaptic endocytic zone membrane
Cellular component (GO): synapse; microtubule; plasma membrane
Molecular function (GO): GTP binding; GTPase activity; microtubule binding
Source: RefSeq, a predicted model, not a curated record